AUGGAGAACGACGACAAAUAUCUGCCCGAGCUGCUGGCGGAGAAGGACAGCCUGGACGCGUCGUUUACGCACGCCAUGAAACUUUUAAACGCAGAAGUCGAUAGAAUCCAGAAAGGCGAGACCAAGAAGGAGGCGGACCCGUACCUGGACCUCUUCACCACCAAGAACAUCAAGCUCAAGGAGCGCGUGCUCAUACCCGUCAAACAGUACCCCAAGUUCAAUUUCGUGGGGAAGAUUUUGGGGCCUCAGGGCAACACAAUCAAACGUCUGCAGGAGGAGACCGGAGCCAAGAUCUCCGUGCUGGGCAAAGGAUCCAUGAGAGACAAAUCCAAGGAGGAGGGGCUGAGGAAGGGCGGCGAGCCCAAGUACGCCCACCUGUCCAUGGAGCUGCACGUGUUCGUCGAGGUGUUCGCCCCCGUGCCCGAGGCCUACCUGCGCAUGGCGCACGCCAUGGAGGAGGUCAAGAAGUUCCUGUUUCCAGAUAUGAUGGAUGAUAUCUGCCAAGAGCAGUUCAUGGAGAUGAGCUACCUGAACGGAGGCCAGGAGCACUGCACCAGAGGCCGAGGGGGUCCUCCGGUCAGGGGCCGCGAAGCGCCUCCUGGUGGAGCACACAGGGGGAGGGGCAUGCCGCCCCGUGGCGCCCCCGCCAGGGGAGGCGCGGCCCGAGGCGGCCCGCCCAGAGGCGGCGCGUUGAGGGGCGCGCCGUCGUGCCGAGGAGGGCCGCCGGGGGCGCCCGCCAGGGGGGCCUCGGCGCCACGAGCCCGGCCCCCGGCGUCCGGACCCCCGCAGAGGAUGGCGCACCCGCCCCACCACCAGCACACCCCCGCCGCGGCCGGCGACGGCUACGAGGACUAUGGCUACGAUGAGAGCUACACAGACACAGCCUACGAGUCAUACGACAGCUAUUACAGUCAGCCACAGGCAGAGCCAGAAUACUACGACUACGGACACGGAGAGAGCGCCGAGUCCUACGAGUCCUACGACCAGGAUGACUGGAACGGGACCCAGCGAACAGUUUCAGGGAAGGCCCCGCCCCCCUCCAGAGGCGCCAAGACGCCAUACCGGGAGCACCCGUACCGACAGUACUGA
Cyclopterus lumpus (lumpfish) is the source of this 1089-nucleotide messenger RNA. RefSeq names its product KH domain containing, RNA binding, signal transduction associated 1b (gene khdrbs1b). NCBI's taxonomy places the organism in Eukaryota, Metazoa, Chordata, Actinopteri, Perciformes, Cyclopteridae. Gene Ontology annotation, molecular function: poly(A) binding; mRNA binding. The coding region runs from base 1 to 1089 and encodes 362 amino acids. Gene Ontology annotation, biological process: regulation of alternative mRNA splicing, via spliceosome. The transcript is spliced from 9 exons. Gene Ontology annotation, cellular component: nucleus. The record is from RefSeq and is a predicted model, not a curated record.